Messenger RNA from Symbiodinium natans, 1455 nucleotides. NCBI's taxonomy places the organism in Eukaryota, Dinophyceae, Suessiales, Symbiodiniaceae. The record is from the annotation of a GenBank genome assembly.
AUGGCAUAUGUUGGCGGUGCACGGAAUAUUUUGGCCGAUGCUUUGCCUACAGUGUCGAUGCCUACGAGCACGACGAGGCUCGUGCGGCAUCCGGCGCGAUCGUCAAGAAGCCCUGCUGGGCGGCAGGAAUCCCACUCGGCACAGCUUGGCGUAUUGCUAAGUACAGUGGUAGCCUCCUGUUGGACCAACAGACAGGGCAGACAGACGCGCACAUGCCGAGUGGCAAGAAGUGUCACUGCUGAGCGAACUGCACGAAGGGAGAAGCUCAUGCAACCGAAGACAGCAUCCAGCAACAAGUGGCAUUGGAAGGACCGACUUACAGUCCACUAUGCCAAAGCUGCUUCCAAGAUACCUGGGACGGACACGGCGGUCGUCUUGCUGCACGGCUUUGGGGUGGCCUCGUUCCACUACGAGGCACAGUUUGGCCCCCUGAGCGAGGCAGGAUACACCGUCUACGCGGCAGACAACGUCGGAGCCGGCCUUUCUUGGCCAGACAGCGACCCUGCGCCGGGAACGCCUUUGGAGGUCCAGAGCCCCGGUUCCGAGUGGGGCUUCGGAAGUCCCUGCCCUCCCUUCGAGGACCUGGUCAUUGGGGAGGCCCUGUGGGUGGAGCAGGUGAGAGAUUUCAUCGCCGAGUGUGUCGAGGAGCCCUACGUGAUUCUGGGAGGCAACUCGCUGGGAGGUUACCUGACAGUUCUGGCCACGGCAGCCAUGGGCACCGAGCUCCUCGGGCGCGUCAAGGGCGUGGCGCUCCUGAAUCCCACACCUUUCUGGGGGUGGAUACCGAAUCGCUCCAAGAAUCCGGGCUUGUACGAUACCUUACCCUGGAAGGGCCAGUUCCCUAUACCGGCGUCGGUGCGCCCCCUCACCCUGGCAUGGUACAACACCCUGCGAAACCCGGACUCCAUCGAGUGGCUCCUGAACUUUGUGACCUCGAACCCCGCCGGUGUCGGCCACGAGCUGGCCGAGCGCAUCGCCACCAUGGCCGACCACCCGGCUGGCGCAGCGGCCUUUGCUCAGAUCCUCUUCACCCCACAAGCUGAGCUUACAUUUGAAGAAGCUCUGGACCACGUGGUAAAAAGCAACAUCCCGGUGUUCCUCCUCUACGGGCGGGAGGAUCCAUGGAUCAUCCCCUACUGGGCCGCUCGUGCCUACUCCACGGCACCAGGAGCGGACUACGUCCAGCUGUCGCCCAGUGGCCACUGCCCUCACUACGAGACUCCUGCGGCAGUGAACGAGUGCCUGCUCCGCUGGCUCCAGGACAAGGCUCCUGUCGAUGGCCAGGCGCAGCAAGACCUGCCAGGAUCCAUUGGCGCCUCCUUCGCAGUGACGGAGGAAGAUGGCCGUGAGGUGGUCGUAACCCGCAGAGGAUUCCCCGAGCCGUUCCGCGAGGAUGAGCUGGCCUGGGAUGAGCUCCCCGCUUGGCUCCAGCAGAUGGCACGUGGAGACGAGUGA